Molecule: messenger RNA, 6178 nt
Organism: Meriones unguiculatus (Mongolian gerbil)
Lineage: Eukaryota; Metazoa; Chordata; Mammalia; Rodentia; Muridae
Gene: Ide
Product: insulin degrading enzyme
Exons: 26
Coding region: 1218-4154 (978 amino acids)
Biological process (GO): peptide catabolic process
Cellular component (GO): cytosol; peroxisomal matrix; mitochondrion
Molecular function (GO): metalloendopeptidase activity; metal ion binding
Source: RefSeq, a predicted model, not a curated record
AAGUCCGGUUUGCGAGCUGGUCGUCCCGCGGCUCGCGGGCGUAUGGGGCCUGGGACGGUUUCGUCGCCGCGCUCGCUGGGUCCUGCCUGCCCUCCGAGGCCUCUCGCUUUCCGUAGAGGUGACGACGACUCCGCGGGGUUUGUGGAGGCGGCGACUGGGCCGCUGAAGGUGUAGGUGGCGGCCGGGGAAACGGGCCCUCCGCCGCGGAAGGUUCCCGGAGCUACGCUUCUGUUUCGCGGGUUAGCCUCUGACAUAACUCCCGGGUCCAGGAGAAGGGGCCCGUGUCCUCGCCAAAUACCUGCCUCCACAGUACACAUCCCUGGUUCUCUGUAAGCGUAGCCAACUGUCUACCGAUAAACUAGUCCCGGAGACUCACUGGCAUCUCAAAAUGUUCCACAAAGCGGACGUAGCAGAACUCUUUCUAUCCUUGCCUCCAACCGAAUCUUUCGAACUUCGACACUUUUUUGAUUGUUUACGUGUUUGGGUUUUUUGUUGUUGUUUUGAGACUGGGUUUCUCUGUGUAUCCUUGGCUGUCCUGGAAUUCACUCUGUAGACAAGGCUGGCCUCGAACUCACAGAGAUUCUCCUGCCUCUGCCGUUGGCCUCAAAGGCUUGUGCCACCCCUGCUCGGCCAUCCUCUACAACUUCCUCCAAGGCUUUGAGUAUCGUCCCUGAAUGACUUCCUUUGAUGUCCCUACUUGCACUCAUUUUCCUCCCUGCUACUGCAUUCACUCAGCAAAUAACCUUUAAAAAGCACACCACAGACCUUCAGGGACCGAGGCAGAAAAGAAGGAUCAGGAGUUCAAGGUCAUUCUAAUACAUUUCGAGUUUGAGGCCCCUGUGGGCUUCAAGAAGCUCUCCAUCAAAAAAGCAGGCUAUGUUCGUCACUUGGCUUUUUAUUCUUCUGUGUUUUAGACAGGAUAUCAUUCUGAACCCAAGGCUAGCCCUGUGUGAAUCCUCAAUGAUCCUCUUGCCUUCUGAGUACUGGUAUUACAAGAAUGAGUAACCACUCCUUGCUGUUUUUUUGUUUGCUUUGUGUGUAUCCUCCAAGUGUGCAGUGGUGCCAUUGAAGACCAAAAGAUGGCAUUGAAUCCCCUGGAGCUGGAAUUAAAGGCAAUUGAGAACCACCUGAGCUGCUGGAAUCAUGUUAGGUCCUGUUGUGGCCGUGGGUAUGAAUGCUGAAGAGAACAUAAUUUCCAAAAAAAGACGUACAGCACAAUGAAUAAUCCGGCCAUCCAGAAAAUAGAAGACCAGAUUGUCAAGUCUCCUGAAGACAAACGAGAAUAUCGUGGACUAGAGCUGGCCAAUGGCAUCAAAGUGCUUCUCAUCAGUGAUCCGACCACGGACAAGUCAUCAGCAGCUCUCGAUGUGCACAUAGGUUCAUUGUCAGACCCUCCAAAUAUUCCUGGCUUAAGUCAUUUUUGCGAACAUAUGCUGUUUUUGGGAACCAAGAAAUAUCCUAAAGAAAACGAAUACAGCCAGUUUCUCAGUGAACACGCUGGAAGUUCCAAUGCAUUUACUAGUGGAGAACAUACUAAUUACUAUUUUGAUGUUUCCCACGAACAUUUGGAAGGAGCCCUGGACAGGUUUGCCCAGUUUUUCCUGUGCCCCUUGUUUGAUGCAAGCUGUAAAGACAGAGAGGUAAAUGCAGUUGACUCGGAGCAUGAGAAGAAUGUGAUGAACGACGCCUGGAGACUCUUCCAGUUGGAAAAGGCCACAGGGAAUCCCAAACACCCCUUUAGCAAAUUUGGGACAGGAAACAAAUACACUCUAGAGACUCGACCCAACCAAGAAGGCAUCGAUGUAAGGGAAGAGCUCCUGAAAUUUCAUUCUACGUAUUAUUCGUCCAAUCUGAUGGCUGUUUGUGUUUUAGGUCGAGAAACUUUGGAUGACCUGACUAAUCUGGUGGUGAAGUUAUUUUCUGAAGUAGAGAAUAAAAACGUCCCUUUGCCUGAAUUUCCUGAGCACCCUUUCCAAGAAGAACAUCUUAAACAACUUUAUAAAAUAGUACCCAUUAAGGAUAUUAGGAACCUUUACGUGACAUUUCCCAUACCAGACCUUCAGCAGUACUACAAAUCCAAUCCUGGUCAUUAUCUUGGUCAUCUAAUUGGGCAUGAAGGUCCGGGAAGCCUGUUGUCAGAGCUCAAGUCAAAGGGCUGGGUAAACACCCUGGUUGGUGGGCAGAAGGAAGGAGCCCGAGGCUUCAUGUUUUUCAUCAUUAAUGUGGACUUAACUGAAGAAGGGCUGUUAUACGUUGAAGAUAUAAUUUUGCACAUGUUUCAAUACAUUGAGAAGCUACGUGCAGAAGGACCUCAAGAAUGGGUUUUCCAAGAGUGCAAGGACUUGAAUGCUGUUGCUUUCAGGUUUAAAGAUAAAGAGAGACCACGAGGCUAUACAUCAAAGAUUGCUGGAAAGUUGCAUUAUUACCCCCUAGAUGGAGUGCUCACAGCUGAAUAUUUACUGGAAGAAUUUAGACCUGAUUUGAUAGAAAUGGUUCUUGAUAAACUCAGACCAGAAAAUGUCCGGGUGGCAAUAGUUUCCAAAUCAUUUGAAGGGAAAACUGACCGCACAGAGCAGUGGUAUGGAACCCAGUAUACGCAAGAAGCUAUACCAGAGGAAGUCAUUCAGAAGUGGCAAAAUGCCGAGUUGAAUGGGAAAUUUAAACUCCCAACAAAGAAUGAAUUUAUUCCUACAAAUUUUGAGAUUUUGUCAUUAGAAAAAGAUGCAACACCAUACCCUGCUCUUAUUAAGGAUACAGCCAUGAGUAAGCUGUGGUUCAAACAAGACGAUAAAUUUUUCUUGCCGAAAGCUUGUCUCAACUUUGAAUUUUUCAGCCCAUUUGCUUAUGUGGACCCCUUGCACUGUAACAUGGCCUAUUUGUACCUUGAGCUCCUCAAAGACUCACUCAACGAGUAUGCAUAUGCAGCAGAGCUAGCAGGCCUGAGCUAUGACCUCCAAAAUACCAUCUAUGGGAUGUAUCUCUCAGUGAAAGGUUACAAUGACAAACAGCCAAUUUUGCUAAAGAAGAUUACCGAAAAAAUGGCCACUUUUGAGAUUGAUAACAAAAGAUUUGAAAUUAUCAAAGAGGCGUAUAUGCGAUCUCUUAAUAAUUUCCGGGCUGAGCAGCCUCACCAGCAUGCCAUGUACUACCUCCGCUUGCUGAUGACUGAAGUGGCCUGGACUAAAGAUGAGUUAAAGGAAGCCCUGGACGAUGUUACCCUCCCCCGGCUUAAGGCCUUCAUACCUGAGCUACUGUCACGGCUGCACAUUGAAGCCCUUCUCCAUGGAAACAUAACAAAGCAGGCUGCGUUAGGAGUCAUGCAGAUGGUGGAAGACACCCUUAUUGAGCAUGCCCACACCAAGCCUCUCCUUCCGAGUCAGCUCGUCCGGUACAGAGAAGUUCAGCUCCCUGACAGAGGAUGGUUUGUUUAUCAGCAGAGGAACGAAGUUCACAAUAACUGCGGCAUUGAGAUCUACUACCAGACGGACAUGCAGAGCACCUCGGAGAACAUGUUCCUGGAGCUCUUCUGCCAGAUCAUCUCCGAGCCUUGCUUCAACACCCUGCGCACCAAGGAGCAGCUGGGCUACAUUGUCUUCAGUGGGCCUCGUCGAGCCAAUGGGAUCCAGGGCUUGCGCUUCAUCAUCCAGUCAGAGAAACCACCUCAUUACCUGGAAAGCAGAGUAGAAGCCUUCUUGCUCACCAUGGAAAAGGCCAUAGAGGACAUGACAGAGGAGGCUUUCCAAAAGCACAUUCAAGCCCUAGCGAUUCGCCGACUCGACAAACCAAAGAAACUCUCGGCAGAGUGUGCUAAAUACUGGGGGGAGAUCAUCUCGCAGCAGUACAAUUAUGACAGAGAUAACAUAGAAGUUGCAUAUUUAAAGACACUUACCAAGGACGACAUCAUCAAGUUCUACAAGGACAUGUUGGCCGUGGAUGCACCAAGGAGACAUAAAGUAUCCGUCCAUGUGCUUGCCAGGGAAAUGGACUCUUGUCCUGUCGUUGAUGAGCUCCCCUCUCAGAAUGAUAUAAACUUGCCUGAAGCACCGCCCUUGCCACAACCUGAAGUGAUUGAUAACAUGACUGAGUUCAAGCGUGGCCUACCACUGUUUCCCCUCGUGAAACCACACAUUAACUUCAUGGCUGCAAAACUCUGAAGAGCAUGGAUACGUUCCUGUGUCUUCCAGGGACUAGGAAAGCGGUCUCAGCCACUUGAGUAGUUUCCGGCUUGCUAUUAGAGAGACAAGCAGAAAAGAGUUAUCAGGCAUUAUUAUGUAGAAAUGUCAAAAACCCAAAGUAAUAAAAUUAUAAAAUCUUAGAGAUGUAGAAUAUUUUUAAAAUACAUGCCUCUUAAAUAUCCUACUUUUUUUUUUCCUUUUUAUUCCUAAGAGAAAUUCCUUAUAUUAACUGCUUAAUCUGAAGAAGGCUAUCCCAGGAUAUCCUUCUUUAUAAAUAGGAUAUAUUUCUUCUUUAUUCUGUAAAAUAGUCACUUGUCUGAAGAAAAUAAGAGCUUUUUUCUUAAAGGCUUCAAAACAUUAGGAAGAAUUACCUUUUUAAGAACCGAUCUUCAAAUCUGCUUUCUAUUUGAUGGUUUCCUGUAAACUAACAGAAAAAAAAAUUACAUUUGGUAGACAAGGCACAAAGCAAUGUCAUUUUCCUUUAUCUAAGGCAUGGUUUUAAUGUUUUUAUAAAAUUUGGGUAUGUUUUUUAAUCUUCUUAGUCAAAUGCUGGAAACCGCAGAAUACCCAAUCUACAGUGCUAGAAACGCAGAUUAACCUUACAGCAAGUCUGGAAUUUCUCAGGAUUCCUGUUCUCUGUCACUGAAUUCUGUUGACAUUUCUGUUUUUCGUAGUUGGUUUGCAGUGUUCCAUCAGCAGACACGCACUGCUGUGUCUCGUGAGACCUGCCGUGCUGACAUCAGCUGUUGUAACCCCCACAACUCCUAGGGUGAAAUUGUAAUCCGUGUGUGAGCUAAAACGUUUGCCCCGUUAGGGACUUAAAAGACAGCAAACACAAAGCCACCUCUUUGGAGAUACCAAACGGUUGCAUUCUGAAAUAGCCCGUCUCCGUAGGACUCUGACCCCCUGCUGCUCCAGUCUCAUCUUGCCUUAAGUGUUAUUUUUUUGACUAUAUGACUAUAAACAUACAGAUGAUGACUGGAGUGGACUUUUAAAAAUAUUUUUUUCACAAGAUACUAUUUUAGGUGAAAAUUACUGUAGAUUUAACAGCUCUUUUAAAGUAUUUGCUAUUAUUAAUGCUUAAGAACAAGCGUGGCUAUGUUUCCACACACAGGCAAUAGUAGCGGAAAGUGCUCCUGUUUGUCCAUGGCUCAGGCAAAGUGCAGAAUGGUGUUUCCAAGUGACAUUUACUGCCCCGUAGGACUUGAUUUGCCAGGAUUUUCUGCUAUAAAGUCUUGGCUUUUCCCAGCUUGAGUUUUCACAUUUGCCAUUUUCCAAAUACGGUGAACUUGGGCGGCUGUGGACGCUGCUCUCCCGUGGUGCUCCGACCGUCUUUUAUCCUCACAUUGUAAGAGUCUCCCCUUGAGAAGCCUGUCUUUGUCCAUCUCAUCAGAAGGUAUGAGUCACCAGUUCCUUCUCUGAGCAAUUGGCCAGGUGGCCAAGGCUGACUUUGAACUCCUGAUUCUCCUGCCUCCAACUCUCAAGUGCCAGGAUUAGGCGUGUGCCACCCUGCCCAAUGUGACUAUGCAGCUUUUCAUCGAACUGCAGAAUACAUACAAGAAGAAUCUAAAAUUAGUCCUAAGUGUUUGAAUCCAUCAACUGUAAAAGCAAAUAACAGUCUGCUACCUUUUCUGUAAAUGAUUUCAUGCCGUUGAGUAACUUAGCUCUUAAAAUAUAUAUAUAUGGGUACAGUUUAAAGUUUGUCGUUUGUGUGAGAAAAGGCACCUGAAGAGAUUGGAAAACAAUCCCAUGUUGUCUUCCAUGAACCUGCACGUGGUGUUCGGUGAGUUCCAGAGCAUCCUUGUGGCUUCAUCCAGUGGGUCCAGGCUGUGGUCCAUGAACAUUAACAGACUACCCAGAGACUCGAGCUCCGCAAGGGAGAUUUGUGAAAAAGUCAUGAGUUGCCAGAGACUAAAAGGUCGGUGUGUCAGAGCAUGUGACACUGCCAGUACGGUGGGGUCCUCCGGUUAUCCUGUUUACAAUAAAGCUGACCUGGAACUCUG